UCAGCUCAGAGGAAAUUAAACAUGGCGGACAGAGGCUGAAGUUAACGAUAAGCGUAGGUGAAAGUCCACAAACCUACGGGUCUGUGCUUCAGUUAGUCGAAACUUUUUGAUCAGUUUACCAGCGUUGUUGUACUUUUAUUCACCCGAGAGAGAUAUCUGGUCCUUACUUUGAGUUUAGUCGUCGUUUACAGCCUUUAUAAACUGAAUAUUAGCUGUUAGCAUUAGCCACGUUAGCAGUCCGACCAGCGCCUGCUUUUGUUUUUGUCUCACUCAGUUACGGACUGACUCAUAGGCUGGUUUUAUGUCGCCAUUUUUUGAUAAAUAGUAUUUCUGUGUGCAGGAUAGAGUGUUUCAGAGAUAAACAGACGUUAGAGGUUUUUAUUUCUAUCCUGGGUGUGGUCCUAUCCAUCCUGGAGAAAGCAAACUUCGCUAAAGCAGACUUUAACUCCUGGGGUCUCCUCUCUGCCAGCACCUGGACUGUAUUUUUAUGAACAUUAAAUCAGGAAACAUGGAUUCAAAGCGCUCUCACAGUAAACCUCAGAAAAGCGGAGGUGGAGGCAGCAGCGAAGACUCCAGCUGCGGCAGCCCGGGGUCCCCCUCCAGCAGCCCGGCGCAGACAGCCUCCGCAGCCCCGGCGGUGGUGGUGGCUCCCGGGGGUAACGUGUUCGCCAACGACGGCAGCUUCAUGGAGAUGUUCAAGAAGAAGAUGGAGGAGGAGCAGAGGAAAAAAGAGACAUGUGGAGGAGCGAGUGCCACCGAGCAAGGACACACAUCAGUGGAAAAGAGGCCCCCACCCGUGGCGAGCUUUGUGGGGAAGCGCAGAGGCGGGGUGUUCCUAAAGACCGGCAUGGUUGCGAAGAAGCAGAAAGUAGACUCAGAAGCCGUUCCAGGCAAGAGCGAUGCUUGGUCAAAGUACAUGGCUGAGGUCAAAAAGUACAAAGCUCAUCAGUGCGGUGACGACGAUAAAACCCGACCGCUGGUCAAGUAGGUUUUCUGAACGGGACGCGACAGUGUGUUUGAGGGGAAGCCGAUCUGGGAGAUGCUCCGGGAGAGCUGGCUGAUCCGGAUCCUUCUCACACUGCCAGUUCACCUCCUCAUCUACAAACUGCUUAGAUCAACACUUUUCCCUCUUUUUUUUGUAUUGUUUUUGUCUUGCUUGUUAUUUGUUGGACUCUGGUAAUGACCCAGUGUUUCAUAUUUCCAUUAUUGAUCAUUAUUGUUGCAUAUUUUCAACUUUGUCUCAUGUCUGGUUUCAGUCAGUGUUCUUUAAGGAGGAUUUCAUGAGCCAAACUGAGGUGUGAAUUAAAUCAACACUGCCCUUUCAA
This is a messenger RNA of Cheilinus undulatus (humphead wrasse), 1325 nucleotides long. It is a transcript of the gene trir, whose product is annotated as telomerase RNA component interacting RNase. The transcript is spliced from 3 exons. The record is from RefSeq and is a predicted model, not a curated record. Gene Ontology annotation, molecular function: 3'-5' exonuclease activity; 5'-3' exonuclease activity. Bases 488 to 988 code for a protein of 166 amino acids. NCBI's taxonomy places the organism in Eukaryota, Metazoa, Chordata, Actinopteri, Labriformes, Labridae.